This is a messenger RNA of Brassica napus (rape), 1788 nucleotides long. RefSeq lists its product as uncharacterized. Bases 1 to 1788 code for a protein of 595 amino acids. The record is from RefSeq and is a predicted model, not a curated record. Lineage: Eukaryota; Viridiplantae; Streptophyta; Magnoliopsida; Brassicales; Brassicaceae. The transcript is spliced from 10 exons.
AUGACACGACAAACAAAUCCGACUCUUCCAGCAGUGUCUGUAGCAGAUGCACCUCCUGAAGCUACUCAAAGUCCAUUCCAACAAACCAAAACUAAUGAAUUCAUUCCUCCACCAAGGUUCAUCGUCGAGGACCAUCCUGAAGCUUACAAUAAUCGAUAUGAAAUUGAAAGUGAGUCUGAAAAUGAAAAUGAAGAUGAGGAGAAUCAGACUUACACUACCUAUCCAGCUGGAGUGUCUGACAGAGCUGCUGCUAAGAAACUAAGAGAACCACUUGUUCUUCUUCUGAAGAAUAUGUUAGAUCAGUGUAACCCUCAUGUCAAGGCUUUUAGGUCUGCAAGAGACAGAUUCGACGUGGAAGGAUCAACAGAAUCGAGUAGACAGCGUUACUUGUGGCUGAAUCAGAAAAAGCUCCGGUCAAGUAGUUACGCUGCAAUCCAGAAAGCAGCUACAAGAGCUGGAGCUAAGAUGACUGAGCAAGGGAGCCAAAUUUUCAUUCCAGCAACUUUCACCGGUGGAAAAAGGUAUAUGAAGCAGCACUACUAUGAUGCCAUGGCUCUGUGCAAAUACCAUGGAUUUCCAGAUAUUUUCAUCACUUUUACGUGCAAUCCAAAAUGGCCUGAAGUUACAAGGUAUCUGAAAAAAUAUAACCUGACCACCGAAGACAGACCAGAAAUAUUGUGUAGAGUUUUCAAGAUGAAACUCGAUAAUCUUAUCGGCGAGUUGACUAAAAAUAACGGCUCCUUAUUUGGGCCUGUUGCUGCAGUAAUGUACACGAUUGAGUUUCAGAAAAGAGGAAUGCCACACGCUCAUAUUCUUGUCUUCAUGGAAAAAGGAUCAAAAUUUCCAACAGCCGAUGAUAUAGAUAAAAUUAUUUCCGCUGAAAUACCAGACAAGACAGUAGAUUCAGACCUGACAUCGAUUGACGCAAAUGGAUUUCCAGCUUACAUGCGUCGGAUUGAUGGUAGGUUCAUUGAGAAAAAUGGAAUCAGAUUAGACAAUGGAUUUGUUGUACCAUACAACAGAGACCUCAUGCUUCGAUAUCGCGCGCAUAUGAAUGUCGAGUGGUGCGUCCAAACACGAGCUGUUAAGUAUCUUUUCAAAUAUAUCCAUAAGGGACCUGAUUAUGCCUCAGCUGCAAUGGAUAAAGAAGAUGAAGAUGGCGUCAUUGACGAAAUCAAAACAUAUUACGACUGCAAGAUAUAUUACUGCAUGCGAGUCGUCGUGGCGGAUUCUUGCUUUUCCUACACAUUUUCGUACUACUUCUGUAGAGAAACUUGGCUUUCAUCUUCUGGAUCAGGAACUGGUACGAGAGAAUGGGUACCACGGAAACGAGGCUUUGCGAUAGGGAGGAUUGCGCAUAUUCAUCCAUCAGGUGAUGAGCUAUAUUUCUUAAGAGUAUUGCUAAAUUGGGUAAGAGGGCCGACAUCAUACGAGGAUAUAAGAACAGUUGAUGGUGUUUUAUAUCCUACAUACGAAGAUGCUUGCUAUGCGUUGGGAUUGAUGGAUGAUGACAAGAAAUUCAUAGAAGCUAUCAAAGAUGCCAGUGACUGUAGUUCUGCCACGUAUGCCAGGAAGCUUUUUGCGAGAAUGUUGGUUUCCAAAUCUUUGUCUCAGCCUCAUGUUGUGUGGGAAGCUACUUGGGAGUAUCUUACCGACGAUAUUCUUUACAAGAAGCGGCGAGAAACUGGACGACCUGAUAUGAACUUGACCAUAGAGCAGAUCAAAAAUAUUGCUCUUACUGAGAUCGAAAAUCAUUUGCUCAGCAAUGGUCGUAGCCUCAAGAAAUGA